Messenger RNA from Megalops cyprinoides (Indo-Pacific tarpon), 2449 nucleotides. Its product is annotated as amphiphysin-like. The record is from RefSeq and is a predicted model, not a curated record. The transcript is spliced from 25 exons. Lineage: Eukaryota; Metazoa; Chordata; Actinopteri; Elopiformes; Megalopidae. Gene Ontology annotation, cellular component: cytoplasm; plasma membrane; synaptic vesicle. Bases 3 to 2150 code for a protein of 715 amino acids. Gene Ontology annotation, molecular function: phospholipid binding; protein binding. Gene Ontology annotation, biological process: synaptic vesicle endocytosis.
CCAUGGCGGACAUCAAAACAGGCAUCUUUGCCAAAAAUGUCCAAAAGCGGUUGAGCCGUGCGCAGGAAAAGGUGCUGCAGAAGUUGGGGAAGGCAGAUGAAACGAAAGAUGAACAGUUUGAAGGCUUCGUCCAGAACUUCAAGAAGCAGGAGGUGGAAGGAUCCAGGUUGCAAAGGGAAAUGAAGGCAUACCUGGCAGCAGUGAAAGGAAUGCAGCAGGCCUCAAUGAACCUAACCGAGUCGCUGCAUGAAGUCUAUGAACCUGACUGGCAUGGAAAAGAUGAUGUCUUGUCUAUUGGGAAGAGCUGUGAUGCACUCUGGGAAGACUUCCAUCAGAAGUUGGUGGACUCCUCACUUAUCACCUUGGAUACAUACCUUGGACAGUUCCCCGACAUCAAAACUCGUAUUGCAAAGAGAAGCCGAAAGCUAAUCGACUAUGACAGCGCCAGACAUCACUUAGAAACUUUGCAGGCCUCCAACAUAAGAAAUGAGCGUAAAAUCUCUAAGGCAGAAGAGGAGUUCAGCAAAGCACAGAAGGUUUUUGAUGAGCUCAAUGUCGAUUUGCAGGAAGAACUACCAUCUCUGUGGGACAGUCGUGUUGGUUUCUACGUGAACACCUUCAAGAAUGUCACAAAUCUGGAAUCCAAGUUCCACAGAGAAAUUGCAGUGCUCUGCCACAAGCUGUAUGAGGUGAUGACCAAACUGGGGGAGCAACAUGCAGACAAGGCCUUCACUAUCCAGGGAGCUCCAAGUGACUCUGGUCCUCUUCGGCUGGCAAGGACACCCUCACCUUCAGAAGAUGAGUCCCCGCUUGCCAGCCCCAUUGCUAGCCCCAACCAUAUGUUGGCACCUGCGUCAACCGGGCCUCCCCGACCCAAAUCCCCUUCACAGCUCAGAAAGGGCCCUCCAGUACCGCCCCCACCCAAGGUCACGCCCACCAAGGAGCUGCACCAGGAGCAGAUCAUCAGCCUGUUCGACGACAACUUUGUCCCGGAGAUCAGCGUGACCACACCCUCGCAGACCCAAAAGGCUGGUGAGUCCCUCUUGGAUCUGGACUUCGACCCAUUCAAGCCGGACUCCACCACACCCAUUGGGCAGUCACCCAUGUCCCAGACACUGCCUUGGGACUUAUGGACGACAAGUGCUGGUCCUCCACAGCCUGUGUCCAACAAUUCUUUUAAUGGAUUUUCUCAGCUGGACACAGGGACCUCCGUGUUUACAGCAGACUCAAACCAGAGUGUGUUUGAUAUGAUGCCUGAUACAGAGGCUGUGUCCCCUGCUGCCGAAGUGGAGGUAACCUGUGAACCUGUGGCUGAACCGGGCCAGGCCCAGGAGCCCUCCUCCAUUGAUGCUAGCGCUGAUGUUUCUGCGGAUGCUGCAGGUGCUGCAGGUUCGAGCCCGCCUGCAGAAAAGGCUGCAGACAUUGCUGAGACUGAGGUAACUGAGCCCCCUACGAGUGUGGAGGCUGAGACUGCGGAGAAACUUCCUUUGGCAGAGGCAGAGAAAGAGCCCCCUGCUGAAGAAGCAGUGAAACCUGUCCCAGCCAAGGAGGCAGAGAAGGGGUCCCCGUCCAUAGAAGCUCUGGCUCCUUCACAGGAUGUGGAGUCACCCAAAGAGCAGGCUCCGGAGAAAAUGUCUGUCCCAUCAGUGGUGAUCGAGCCUGCUUCCAGCAAUGAGGGUGAUAACGACCACAAUGACGACAUCACCUCACCUACUACCCCCAAGGACAAUGGGGUGAUGCCAGACAGCCAGCAACUCAAAGAGGGCCCUGCCUCCCCCGAGGGUGACAAAACCGAACCAGCUGCUGCCCCCAGGCUCCCCCCUGACUUCCUCUAUAAGGAAACACCAGAGAUGUCGUCUCGUAUCGGGCACAGGGAAACAGUGGAUGGAUUCCACUUUGGCAUCCACGGGACGCACCUGACAUUGGCCAACUACCUUACCCAGGUGGAAACCAUGCAUGAUUUUGAGGCGGCAAAUACUGAUGAGCUGGACUUGAAGAAAGGAGAUGUGGUGUUGGUGGUCACCACAGUGAUGGCUGAAGACCAGGAUGCCGGUUGGCUCACAGGAAUCAAGGAGUCCGACUGGUUGCAGCAAGGGGAUGCCACUCGUAAGGGACUCUUUCCAGAAAACUUCACCCAGCGCUUAGCAUAACCAGCUAAGUGCUAAUUUCACUUGGAACUCAAUGACUUACUUCCAGACAGAAAAGGCUUUCUUGAAACUAGUGGGGACCAUUUUUACAGAGAAUGAGGAAAACCAUCAACCAAACAACCUGGCUGUGUGGACGAAAUUACAGUGACUAAGAACAAAUAGUGGAGCAUGAUGCAAGGCUGCUGUCUAAUUUCUUAAACCAAUAAAUGAGUAUGAUUCAUUUUUAUACCUGUAAGCAACAACAAACUGAUUUGUGCUUUCUUUUAGCUUUGGUAAACUCCCCAUGUAAUCCCUAACAGUGA